AUGAAGAAAUCACUUACGGAACAACUGGUGAUUGACAAGAUUUGUCUUAAUAAAUACCAAUUGAAUGCAACCUAUUGUUCAUUAAUACACUCUAUGGCCGACACAAGUGAUGACUAUCUGAAUAUGAAGUCACACAUAAUUGACGACAAAAAGACAUUUAUGUAUUACAACAUGGGUUUAGUUUUAUUGCCUAACAUUAUCGCAUCGACCAUCAUCGCUCAAUCUAUUGGAUGCUAUACAAGCGGAUAUGUGCUAAGCGGUCAAUCUAUAUUCAAAACAAAAUCCCUAUUCAACUAUACGGGUAUAUUGAUAAUGUGUGGCCUACACCUACUUCUGGCACUCGUAUGGGCCGUAUUCAUGGUGGACGAGGAGCGGGACAUUAGGCUCUGGGAGUCGCGGUUCAGUAUAGUGUCCGACACCGACCACAACACCGACACCCAAACAAUCGACGAUCGGGUGAACCAAAAGCUCCAGCAAUACACCGACAAUGUGGACAAACAUCCGAUGAGACUGUUAUUCAAUCACAGAAAUGGACACCAGAUUGGGUUGGCUUUGAUUAAACGACGGGACAAUUCAGGCCGACUUCAUCUACUAUUGCUACUGUUUGUGUGCGUGUCGUCGUAUCUGAUGUCACUCAUGGGACCAGUUAUGGUGAUGAGACAGUUUGUCCAUAAGGCCUAUUCGUGGGAUUUUAUCGCUUACUGUAACGCGACGGCUGUCGAGUAUCUGGUGCUUAAACUAAGUGACAUGACAUUGGCGCUCGUAGGUUUAUUAUCACAUCUCAUUAUGCUAAUAAUUAGAGGCACCGCGUUAUCAUCGGGUGGUUUCUAUUACUCGUUAAUACCCGGCUGUUUAACGCCGUUAGCUAUAAUAGGCAUGCGAUCACAUUUGUCCAAAAUGAUCGAGGUGGGAGAGAUGGGCAAAAUAUUUAGCGUAUUUGCAGCUAACGAAGCCAAUACACCAAUGAUGGCCGGCGAGUUGUUUCGACGAGUUGAGUGUACCGGCGCUAACACUAUGCGUGCCGACCAGUGCCCUGAUACGACCGGGGAUCCCGAUAUGCUAUACGAGGUAUCAUUGAAGUUAUCAUUUGAAGAGUACUUGGUAUAUAUGGGCUCACUUGUGGGCCUAUGGUUUGGUGUAUCGGUCCUUAUGUUUACUAAUCUAAUCACCCAAUUGUCCGACAAAUAUAAAAUCUAUUUCUGCCAAAACCAGACCAUUAAUGUCGCUAAUAAUCAAAACAUAUUGAAUUUGGUGGCCGACAAGAUAUGCAGAUUUACGUACAAUUUAACGGCAAUUUAUUGUCAACAAUUGCACACAAUGUUACCCAAUGACGACCCGCUGGACAUGAGACACAAGAUAAUGGCUGAUAAAAAACAACUAAUGCUAUAUAAAACUGCCAUGGUCAUUGUCCCAUCGCUAAUGGCCACUGUAAUAGUGGGUCACUGGACGGACACCUAUAUUAAGGCCAAGAAGUGGCUGCUAAUGACCGGCGCUCUGGCCAUUGUCGCCGAGUGUCUAAUACUUAUUGUUAAUGACUAUUAUUUUGAUUUAGACAAAACAUACAUACUAAUAGCAUACGUGCCUGGUAUAUUGUCUGGCGGAUUGUUCGCUGUGCUGACCGCUAUCUGGCCAUACAUCGCGGUGACAACUCCAACACAUUAUCUCACCCAUAGGAUAGCGUGCGCCGAGAUUAUAAAUAUGCUGGCUCAAUCGCUGGGUAUAUAUGGCGGGGCUCACAUACUAAACACUACCCCGAUGUUCAAUGGGGGUCAACUGCACAACUACUCCGGUGUGUUCACAAUAGCGGGCACUACACUAUGUCUGGCCUUUAUAUGGGCGGCACUUAUGGUCGACAAGAAGCGGGACACUCGUGAGUGGGAGCGCAGGUUUGGCGGACACGGGGCCGACUCUGUGGACAAUCCCGCUGUACAUCAUAGCGUUGAGCACCGGGUGAACGCCCGGAUCCGGCACUUCCUCGAUAAAGACAUUGUACACCCGUUGAAGCGCUUGUUUAACAUCAAGAAUGGCCACAAAAUGUUGAUGUCUUUGGUUAAACGGCGCGACAAUUACCUCCGCUUUCAGAUCCUAAUACUCUUCUUAUCGGUCAUCAGUUAUGUCUCAUCCAAUUUGGGUCCCAUUGUCUUCGGCCAACAGUUCUCGCAAAGGGUCUAUCACUGGACACCCGACCAAUACGUCACUGCCUUUACGCUCGGAUGUUUGGCAAUUGCCGGCGGGGCCGCCGCUAUCGGUCCCGUACUUCUGGGGCUGAGACUGAAAGACACACACCUGGCACUACUGGGUUUGGUCUCGUUUUUCUCGCUACACCUGAUCCGUGGUGUAGUGGUGUCGCCCUCUGGUUACUACUACUCGCUAAUACCCGGGUGUUUGGGUCUCUACGCGAUAGUUGGCAUUCGGUCCCAUCUGUACAAACUGUUUAAGGAUCACGAGUUGGGAAAAGUGUUGAGUUUUUUCGCCGCAACCGAAGCCACGACACCAUUGAUUGCGACCGAAGUUAUUAACAUUAUAUUUGAUGAGACCAUUGAUAAGAUGCAAGGCUUGCCAUUUAUCAUCAUAGCCGUUUUGCUCGUUAUACCGUUCAUGGUGAUUGUAUGGAUCGAUAAUUAUACCAUAUUGCCACAUUUGCAGCCCAGUGUUAAUAGUGGUGGUACUAAUAAUAAUGCAGUUGAUCCGUUUCUAUUCGCCUAUAUGUUUGUGUUCACUAUGAAGAGAGUGCCAAUGGAUCAGUUAGUUCAGGACAAGGUGUGCCGUCACACGUACGACAUCAACGCCACGUAUUGCCACAGUUUGCCCACAAUGUCCCCCAACGAUGACUACCUGGGUGUAAAGUCUCGUAUAUUAACCGAUGUAACUCGGUUUACAAUAUACAUGACCAUUUUUAGUACAGUGCCAUCAGUGUUGACCUCCUUAUUCAUCGGCUCGUGGACUGACACCUAUAUUAAAGCCAAAAAGGUGUUGCUUAUGGUCGGCGCCGCCGCCGGUGUUGUCGAGGCUGUGAUACUAGCGCUCAAUGAUUGGUACUUUGAUUGGCGUGGUGGUAUAUUAGCGGUGUUUGUGUCCGUCUGGUCAUACGUGGCCUCCACCACACCUUCCCAUAUGCGAGCCAUCAGAAUGACAUUCCUGGAGAUUGUGGCCGGAAUUGCUCAUCCGUUGGGCAGUUAUGUGGGCGGUGUGGCGCUGAACACGGAGCCCAUGUUCAACACGGGUCAGUUGCAUAACUACACGGCUGUGUUUAUCAUAGCCGGUGGCACCAGUUUGUUGGCACUGUUGUGGGCCGUGUUUACCAUCGAUGAGGAGCGAGACAUCAGGCAAUGGGACCGACUGUUUCCCGGCGGUGAAACCCAGGACAUGGGUCCGGACACCAGCGCCGAAGAGAGUUUGUCACUAAUGGACAAACGGCUCAAGAGGUUUGACGACAACCGACACAAACAUCCGCUCAAAUUGUUGCUCAACUUCGGUAACGUUAAAGAGAUUCUCAUCACUUGUUUCAAGCGUCGGCCAAACCGACUGCGGCUCCGGAUAUGGCUGUUGUUUUUGUCUACCGCUUGUUAUCUACUCUCACAUAUCGCUCCCGUAUUCUUCAUGUUUCAGUUCAGCCAACGGGCCUACGCCUGGGGCUCCCGAGCCUACAGUAACGGCUCGGCCAUCGGUCAUGUUGUGACCACUUUGACAACCACUAUCGUCGCACCGGUAUUUAAAAUGCGUGACAGUACACUGUCCAUGGUCGGUUUGGUAUCCAAUUUCUCACUUUAUUUUAUACGGGGUGUUGUACUAACACCACUGGGCUAUUACCUCGCGCUAAUACCGGGCUGUUUGGCACCGUUGGGUGCGAUCGGCAUUCGUUCGCAUUUGUCCAAGGUGGUCAACCCGGACGAAUUGGGUAAAGUGUUUUGCUGUAUGGGUUGCGCGGAGGCACUGAUGCCAUUGGUCGGCGCCGUAGUGUUCACGAGUAUAUUUAACGCCACCAUAGACUCGGCGCCCGGACUCGCGCUCAUUGUGUUGGCACUCGUAUUGAUUGUGCCGUUUGCGGUGAUGGCGUGGAUCCGGUGUUUUGUCGGCGACGAUCCGCCCCAUCAAAGGACACGUGAUUUAUCGCUUCACCCAAACGAUGCGUUUAAUAAAAUAUGUGAUGAGAAUCGUGAG
Messenger RNA from Medioppia subpectinata, 4161 nucleotides. NCBI's taxonomy places the organism in Eukaryota, Metazoa, Arthropoda, Arachnida, Sarcoptiformes, Oppiidae. The record is from the annotation of a GenBank genome assembly.